Gallus gallus (chicken) is the source of this 6133-nucleotide messenger RNA. RefSeq names its product dishevelled segment polarity protein 1 (gene DVL1). Bases 132 to 2270 code for a protein of 712 amino acids. Lineage: Eukaryota; Metazoa; Chordata; Aves; Galliformes; Phasianidae. The record is from RefSeq and is a predicted model, not a curated record. The transcript has 15 exons. Gene Ontology annotation, molecular function: frizzled binding. Gene Ontology annotation, cellular component: cytosol. Gene Ontology annotation, biological process: canonical Wnt signaling pathway; intracellular signal transduction.
GAGGAGCGCGGCGGCGGCCGGGCGCUGGGAGCUGCCUUCCUGUGCGGGGCGGCCGCGGGCUGGAGGCGCUGAGCGGAGCCCCGGGCCGCGUCCCCUCAGCGCGCUGUUCGCCCCCCGCGCUGCCCUCUCCCAUGGCGGAGACUAAAAUCAUCUACCACAUCGACGAAGAGGAAACCCCGUACCUGGUGAAGCUGCCCGUCCCUCCGGAAAAAGUCACUUUGGCUGAUUUUAAAAAUGUCCUCAGCAACCGACCCGUGCACAGCUACAAAUUCUUCUUCAAAUCCAUGGACCAGGAUUUCGGGGUGGUGAAGGAGGAGAUCUCAGAUGACAACGCAAAGCUGCCUUGCUUCAAUGGAAGAGUGGUGUCCUGGCUGGUCCUGGCUGAAAGCUCCCACUCUGACACAGGCUCACAGUGCACCGAGAGCCACGCAGACCUUCCGCCUCCCAUUGAGAGGACAGGUGGCAUUGGAGACUCCCGGCCUCCGUCGUUCCACCCAAAUGCUGCCAGCAGUCGGGAUGGACUGGACAACGAAACAGGAACAGAGUCGGUUAUUAGCCACCGUCGAGACAGACAUCGACGGAGGAAUAGAGAAGGGCACGAGGAUGUCCCUCGGAUCAAUGGCCAUCCCAAACUGGACAGACAUCGUGAGCACCCUCCUGGUUACGACAGCUCUUCUACCAUGAUGAGUAGCGAGCUGGAAUCCAGCAGCUUCAUCGACUCGGAUGAUGAUGACAACACCAGCAGGUUGAGCAGCUCCACUGAGCAAAGUACUUCAUCACGGCUCAUACGGAAGCAUAAGCGCAGGAGGAGGAAACAAAGGAUGAGGCAGAUUGACAGGUCAUCCUCGUUCAGCAGCAUCACUGAUUCCACCAUGUCCCUAAAUAUCAUCACUGUCACACUCAACAUGGAAAAGUAUAACUUCCUGGGAAUCAGCAUUGUGGGACAGAGCAAUGACCGGGGUGAUGGUGGCAUAUACAUUGGCUCUAUUAUGAAAGGAGGGGCUGUGGCAGCAGAUGGUCGAAUUGAACCAGGAGACAUGCUUCUGCAGGUGAAUGACGUCAAUUUUGAGAACAUGAGCAAUGAUGAUGCAGUACGGGUUCUACGGGAAAUAGUCUCCAAGCCAGGACCUAUUAGCCUAACGGUAGCCAAAUGCUGGGACCCCACUCCCAGGAGUUAUUUCACCAUCCCCAGGGCUGAACCAGUGAGGCCAAUUGACCCUGCAGCGUGGAUCUCUCAUACCACAGCCAUGACGGGAGCGUACCCCCGUUACGGUAUGAGCCCCUCCAUGAGCAUCACCACAUCUACCAGCUCCUCACUAACAAGCUCAAUUCCCGAGUCGGAAAAAUUAGAAGAAUCUCCCUUAACUGUGAAGAGCGACAUGGCUACUAUUGUCAAGGUCAUGCAGCUGCCAGACUCAGGCCUUGAAAUCCGGGACAGGAUGUGGUUAAAGAUUACCAUCUCCAAUGCAGUAAUAGGGGCAGAUGUCGUUGACUGGCUUUACACACACGUGGAAGGCUUCAAAGACCGACGGGAGGCUAGGAAGUAUGCCAGCAGCAUGUUAAAACACGGCUACCUCAGGCACACUGUGAACAAAAUCACCUUCUCAGAGCAGUGCUAUUAUGUCUUUGGAGACCUCUGUGGCAAUAUGGCUGCACUGAACCUCAACAAUGGUUCUAGCGGAGCCUCCGAUCAAGAUACCCUUGCUCCACUUCCACAUCCUGCUGCUCCCUGGCCAUUAGGCCAAGGAUACCCCUAUCAGUAUCCUCUGCCCCCUCCAUGUUUUCCACCAGCAUACCAAGACCCAGGCUUUAGCUAUGGUAGUGGCAGCGCAGGGAGCCAGCAAAGCGAAGGAAGCAAAAGCAGCGGCUCGAACCGAAGCAACAGCGAGAACAGCAGGAGGGCUCUGGGCAGAGAGAAGGACCGCAAGUCGGCGGGCAGUGGCAGCGAGUCUGACCACACUGCCUGCAGCGGUGGCACCGGCACGGCGCGGCGGGAGAGGCCCGUCAGCCAGCUCAGCCACCGCAGCCACGUCUCUGCCACCCACAGCGAGAGGAGCCACCACAGCCAUCAUUCUUACGGGCCUCCGGGUGUCCCACCCCUCUACAACCUCCCCAAGCUGGGCUCGAAAGUCUACGGGACUACGAGCGGACCCCCUGGAGGGCCCCCGGUGAGAGAACUGAGCUCUGUUCCUCCAGAGCUGACGGGGAGCCGGCAGUCCUUCCAGAAGGCCAUGGGCAACCCUUGUGAAUUCUUUGUCGACAUCAUGUGAGAGGAAGUGCCUUCAGACUCUGCUUUGGGGAGGGCCGGGGCGGAUCGUUUUGGGGCCGGGUGGGAAAUGCGGUCGUUGUCAGACCCUUAAGGGAAGAAACUUGUGCAACUUGUCUUUGUUUUUGCAUGUCACGCCUUCCCGGUUUGCAAUGGUGUGUUGCAGAAAAACCAACGGAACAAAACCACGCAAAAAACCCACAAAGCAAACACAAAACCCCCCACCAACGCCUGGGAUUGUUAAAUAUCAGCAAGUCGAUGGCGUCUCCUCUUUAUCCUCCCGUUUUUUCUUUCUCCCCCUCUUGUUUUUGAUUGUGGUUGGCUGGUGUAUAUUCACAUCUUAAUGAGCUUUGGUAAUCGUGGCACCUACUUUCAGUGCAAUUCGUGUAUCUUUUGGGGCUGAUUCGGGGACUUCUUAUUUCCCGUGACUUCUGAAUUUCCAGUAAUGCAUAACGGCACUUUUAUUUUCCUGUGCUUUUUCUCCUGCAAGGAAAAACAAAGAUUGUUGGCUGGUAUCUGUGAUACUGCCUCGUAAUGCUGGUGCUCGGAUGCAUCAGUCAGCACUAAGCAGAUGCAGCACCUGCGAGUACAGACAACGCGUGCUUGGAAAGGAGCAGGCACAGACCAGCACCCAGCAGAAAGCCAAGUUGUGACUGCCUUCUACUGCCUAGGGAGUGUCAAUCCAUCUUCCUUUUCCUUCAGACGUUCAUUAUUCUAUGAAGGAGAUGGUGGAAUCUUGCUGCUGUAUGUGCUCCUUGUGCAGAACUUCAUUCAGUUUCAUGGUAGGGAAUUUGUAGCUGCAGGCGUUUCGGUCCCCUCGCUGCUGACAGAUGUCUGUCUCUUUCUGGCUAUGAUUUGCACUUGCUUGCUAGUUUUAAAAGUUGUCUCCACAGAGAUAGAAUGAUUGCUGCAGCGUGGUUCUGUUAGCAUAGCUGCAGCUUUUCCCUCUGGAAGGGACAUAUUCCCCAUUCAGGAAGAGAUGGAGAGAAAUCCUGGCUCCCACUGGGACGUGGCGUUUCGUUCUGACCACCUCUCCUUCCGUUCUUCAUUGCUGAGCUGUAUCUUUCCCGUUUUUUCUCCCCAGCUUAACCUCUGCUUUGAAACAGAAACCUGGAGAUACCUAACCCCAAUUGCAGAGGACAGGAGAGUGUCCUGAACACCAAUGGUAGCUAGCUGUUAGCAGAGAGGUGAGAGCAGUCCGUAAGUGGUACAGUGAGUGAGUCCUUGUGCCUGACACCAAGCACAGCCUGUGCUAAAACUCCUGCUGGGAGCUUUCACUUAAGCAACUCUUUCCAGCAGGUUUUAGGACAGGGGCUUUAAAAUCAGUCUUUACUGUAUAUAAGCCUUUUCUUUACUGAUGAGAAGCUCCUUUUUGUUAUCUUCCAUGCUUUAUGGGUGGUGUGACUAUCCAUUAUGAGUGUCCAAAGUGAACAUGUCUUUCUCACUAAAUAUAUGCAGUUGGUGUUCCUUUGUCACCCUGGAAAACUGCUCCUCACACUCUCCAUUUUGCACGUUGUUCGUUCUGAUAGAUUUGUAUUACUUCUUAUGGCAGAUCUGUGUGUAAACAUCCAUCCUUUAUACGAAAGCCAAGUCCAGAUUUCAAACAUCUGUGUUAAGCAAAGAGUGAAGUCUCGCUUUCCAAAGGAAGCCAGGCUUUCAGGAAGCAAUCGCUCAGACCAGGAACCCAAAUCACAUUGGAACCAGCUGAGUGGUUUUGGACUGCUUCUUUCAGAAAACCUCCCCAAAGCCGUACAGCAUCUUUACAGUGGUGCCUUCUUCAUAACCCAUCUGCUGGGCUGCCCUUGGUGGCAGACUUGGUGAUGGCUCAUUGAGAAGGAUGGCACUUCCUAACGCUUGGCUGUGCAGCAGUGUCCUUUCUUCCCUUUCCUCCUCCCAUAAAUGCAGCGAAGGCACUAAUUUAUCCAAGUAAACCAUUUUGAGAGAUCGACAUUGAAAGCAAUGAGAUAAAUCAGGGUAAAAGAAAUGAAUACUUCUGUGUCUCCAGGAGAACACUGUUAAGGAGUCUGCGACUUGCCUGACAAUCACUGCUGGUUCUGCUUUUAAAUCGAGUCUAACUUUUCUGGGCACUCAUAUCCUAGGAUUUUUCUGGCCCACUUUGUCUAUAGGCAGAACGUGCAGGGCUGGAGGAAAAGACCGUCAUUUUAAUACUGCCAGAAUGGACAGAAACCGGGGGCUGAGCUUUCGCCGAUGGAAGGAUUGUAUUUAAUUUCCUCACGUCUUUUCAAGAGCUGCAGCUCACACACCUGCUGGGUUUUGGUUUUCUUUUCGUCUUGUUGUUGUGCUGUUGGCAGAAACUGUUCUGUGUCUUGCUGGUCUUUGCUGCGAUGUUGAAAUGACUGUGUUAUGUACUUCUGUGUCUGUGGGUCACUCUGGAACGAGGCUGGCAGUGCGUGCAGAGGUGUGGGACAGCAUUUCUCUGCUGAGGAACCCGGCCUGAAAGCUUCACCCGUGGAUCAGAACGGCUCUGAGUGCACUGAUGGGUUUGCUGGCCGGUUGGCAGCACAUAGAGCCUGCAGGAGCAGCUGGGGAAUGUCAAUGACCAUUUUGUCAACGGUGCAAUACAUAAUGACCACUGCAUGUGGAAACAAAGGCUUACAUUCCUCCCCCUAUAAUGUACAGCUGCUUGGAGAUAAGGGGAGGGUUGGCCCGAAACGUUGCUAGCUCUUGAUUUUCAGAAGUGAUUGAAGACAGAAGAUUUCCCAAACCCGUGGCUUUCAAUGCAUGUGCAUUUAUCUUUGCAGUAGAGGGGGCUGGGGCCUAACUGUGCAAGUUUCUCCUGUUGGGUACAGCACAACGCAGAGAAGGAAGUGCUGCUGAUGCCAAUGAAGCUACUUGUGACAGAGGUGCUGUGCCAGGUGGAGGAAAGCAUGAAGGCUGGAGUCCUGCAGAACUGUCUUUUAUCAGGGCACGAAAUUGAUAUUAAAGUCAAAUGCCUGGCACUGGCUGAGCUCUAGAAUGUAUGACCCACCCCCUCCAACUACAGGGAGAAGCGGUGGGUUUGCUGUACGGGGCACUGAAACAACCCCACAACAGGAGCCUUAAAUAGCUGACAUUUUUCUAACUCUGGAAUUGAGAUCUUCAUCGCCUGCCCGUGCCCUGCACCUGGGCUUAGCAUUCACACAUACCUGGCAGCAGCUUGGGACGAGGACUAAGAGGUAUGUUUGGAAGAUCAUAGGAAACUUUGAGAAACCAGUUCGGGAUGACGUCUCCUAUCCAAAGGAGGUAGAAUCUGGGGGGGGGGGGCAGUGAACCCACCCAAUGUAUUAACUCUGAGGAGUAAUGUUUUUUGGCAAAUAGUCUUAAAAGCACUGCUAUUGUCUUUUACCUCCUGUUAAUAAACUUACUUUUCAAAGGUAACAAGUCCCCUGGACACUUUAUCCAAAGGCAUAUUGGAUGGCGAGCAAUGAUGCACAGACGUUGACUUUUGAUAUAGUUUUUGUUCUAAGUGGGAAUCCCAUCCUGAGACUUGACAGCUCAUGAGUCGAUGUAAUUGUUUUUUUGUUUUGUUUUGCAUUUAACUGGAUUGUAAUAAGAUUGAUUUAAAAUUAUUAAUUCUAAUCAGUGAUUAGAAAUACCUGUAAAGAAUUUUAUGUACAGUAGAGGAACAAAGUUACAUGAUUUUAAAUAAUGAAAACCCAGAGUAUCACCUCUUCUAGAUUUGGUUCUACUCAAAGAGUGACCUCUUAAUGGCAUGGACUGCACUGUUCCUGUUAAAUGUCUAUUGCAUAAUGGAAUUCUUUUUUGUAGAUAUUGUAUUAAAACCCAAGUGUCUGUAUAGUUAAUAUAUAGCUGCUUAUGUGUAAAUGCUAUUUUAAACACUAAAAAGCUUUUAAUUUUAUGUGAUAA